AUGUUCUUUAGAGCCUUUGCGUCUUUAUCGUCGUCACUAGCUAUUUUUGACCCUAUGGUCUCAAACUUCCCGGUGUGUCGUAAACACCUAUCUCUUGGGUCGGUUUCUUCCCGGCAGCAAUAUACGAUUCCAUUCAUUGUCCAGCAGAAAACACUUGACUGUUCACAUUCCACGUCGUCAAAGUCCACACGGACAUGGAAUACGGUCGGGAACCUGAAGAUGCAAAGUACUUCAUGGGCCACCACUGCACGUUGGAUGGCUCAUGCCAGGGGAUGGACAUGGCACCGGGGCAAUGGGAAGGCGGGGGUCGAACCAUAA
This is a messenger RNA of Colletotrichum higginsianum IMI 349063, 318 nucleotides long. RefSeq lists its product as uncharacterized. The transcript has 2 exons. Bases 1 to 318 code for a protein of 105 amino acids. The record is from RefSeq and is a predicted model, not a curated record. Lineage: Eukaryota; Fungi; Ascomycota; Sordariomycetes; Glomerellales; Glomerellaceae.